Lates calcarifer (barramundi perch) is the source of this 2050-nucleotide messenger RNA. RefSeq lists its product as uncharacterized. The record is from RefSeq and is a predicted model, not a curated record. Bases 1 to 1083 code for a protein of 360 amino acids. Gene Ontology annotation, molecular function: GTP binding. The transcript is spliced from 3 exons. Lineage: Eukaryota; Metazoa; Chordata; Actinopteri; Centropomidae.
AUGGUUAUAACCCUUCUCCAAGUCUACACAGAGUUGGCUGCCUGUUCCACUGCCAGUUUUCAACAGAACACUCAAACCUCAUCAAAAUUCAAGGACAUCAUCUUGAAAUGUGAUGAGAUCCAAAAGGAAUCUCCUGCCCGCUACAGACUGAUAACAAAGACAGACAACAUUGGGACUCUAAGAAGAGUAACCUUUGGUGAAAAAAAUCCAAACAAGGUCAACAAAACCAUCUUACUUGUUGGUGAAACAGGAGCAGAAAAAUCUACUCUGAUCAACACUCUGCUCAACUACAGCAUGGGAGUGAAGUUUGAAGACGACAUCUGGUUUCAGAUCGUAGAGGAAGAGAAGAGAAGUCAGUCAGAAAGUCAGACAUCAGAUGUGAUCGUGUACGAGAUCUUUGACUUUAAAGGUAAAACUCUGCCCUACUCUCUGACCAUCAUCGAUACUCCUGGAUAUGGACACACCAAAGAAGUAGGGCGUGAUGUUAUUGUCACUCAAAGAUUAUUUGACUUGUUCCGCUCAAAAAAGGGAGUUCAUGAAAUUGAUGCAGUGGGUCUGGUGGUGAAAGCAAGUGAAUGUCGACUGAGUGACGACCGGACUCGAUCAAUGAGAGGAAUGAGUCAGUUUACAGAGUUUCUGGGAAAAUUAGGACCUCAAAAACUGCAGGAAACACUGGAAGUUCUGAGAGAGCGAAUCAGACUGACAGCCUGCAUCCAAAACCUGCAAGACAGAAUCAACUUGAUCGAACUGAAACACAGAGAGAUCGAGCAGACACAGAGUGCACUGAAGAAAUAUGAACAACAGAUGAAGUUGAACAAAGAGUUCACUCUUGAGGAGGCCUAUGAGCAUGUUGACAGACUUAAUCAGAUCGCCCUGAAUGUGGAUUCACUGUCAACUUAUGUCCACUAUGACUUCCUGAUUGAGAAGAUGAAGGAGAAAGGAGACACAGAGAAGGUCCAGAAACUGGAGGAGAAGACGCAUCGACUAGAUGAAAUGAUCAGGACCGGAGCACAGUACACUUAUGAAAGAAUCUGUAAAAUAUUCAAAGGAAACAAAAACAACAGAAGCAAUACUGAGGUUUAAACUCCAUAAUACUCAUGUUUGUAAUGAACAAAUCUGCAGCACAUGAUCUACAUCUAAUGCCAACAGCUGGUGCCAAAGCAUCACUAAUUUGGCUAAAUGCUUCAGUUACCAAACAUUAGUAAUAUAUGUACAAUCAAAAUACAACACUUAAAAAUCACUGGCAGUGGAUGCUGAAAAACAUUGCCAGUGAACAUAUUCUGGUGUUUUGUAUAUUUUCAGUUUGUCCAGAACACCUGUUUGAUGGUGGUGGUGUCUGAUGAGACAGAAAUGUUGGAAACAAAUAGUUAAACGUAAAACAAGUGUUAAUUAUGUGUAAUUUUUAGAUCUGGUGAGAUGUUUACUGAAACUGAAUCAGUGUAAUUUUCUUUGAGUGUGUACAGGGUUUUGUGCAGCCAUGAAUCAUUAAAGAAUAUCCAGUUUACAUUGAUGAAUACAGUGUUUCUCUUGUUAACAAGUUAAAAACAAUAUAAUGUGUAAGAUUUCUCUAACAUGUAUUAUUGUGUAAAUAUCUGCUAUGCAACCAUAGGGCUUAGGUUUGAUAGCAUUUUAUUCAAUUUGAAUUUUUUAAGAUUCACUUGUGUAAACUGUUUGGGUUCAGAUUUGAACAUCAGUGCACCUCAAUUAUUCAACUGAUGACUGUUCUUUUUAUUUCUAAGGGAAGCAGAUACAGCUUGGAGUGCAACUCUGACUUGAAAAUGAAGCAUGUGGGUGAAAUUAAGACUAAAAUCACAGCUGGAGUUUACAGACUUUUACACCUUAAUAAUAGCCAGCUAUUCUAUUUCAUCCUACCUAAAAACUUGACACAAUGUGCAGAGUGAACAUUAACCAGACAGACACUUUGGCCUCAUUAAAUCUGGGACCAGAUUCAAAAUGAAACUACCUGUCAGAAUCCAAAACAAAUCUGCAAUUCAAUAAUCAAAUUGAUGGUUUGUGUAAAAAUAAAAGCUACAGAGUUAAAAAACCAAAC